Molecule: messenger RNA, 1778 nt
Organism: Daphnia pulicaria
Lineage: Eukaryota; Metazoa; Arthropoda; Branchiopoda; Diplostraca; Daphniidae
Exons: 4
Coding region: 367-993 (208 amino acids)
Source: RefSeq, a predicted model, not a curated record
GUCGCCACUGUCGCCCCCAUCAAUAAGUUGGGCUAUCACUCUUGUCAGAAAUAGUUGCUUAGUUAAUAAGCUUCUGCUAAGAUAUAACCUGGCUUUCAUUAAGAAAAACGGAGCAGUCAGAAACAGUUCUAGACAAAGAUGCAAAAGUUGGGAGAUUGCUUGAGGAAAGACGGUUUUAGUUCCAAAUGAAAAUGUUCCUGUUAAAAUAGAAAAUGCUGCCUAAGAUCAGGAUCAAGACCAUACAAACAAAUUUUACCAUUUGGUCAAACUGCAACGAGUCUUAAAAGAGCAAAUUUAUCUAAAGGAGUACGUGGCUUGGUAAGGAGAAGUGUGGCUUCAAGCACCAAGCAUGUUGAUGAAAGUAAAAUGGCACCAGUCCAAGUACCCAGGUCAAUUCAACCUGUUUCAUCAUCGUCAGAGAAAGCUCUAGACACCGCAGGCACUGUUCCUGAGCUCACUAAGCGUAAGUCUUCGUCAUGGAUGAUACAACUUACUCUACAGCGAGCAAAGCAUCCCUUUCCAAUAGUGUUGCAAAUGCCCAGCACACACCAAACGUCAAGCCUUUCAACCAGAAGUCGUUUAGCGAGUCGAAGACUGCUUCAAACGGUUCGGUUCAAAUCAAUCGUUCCGUCAGCUCUGUUCUCGGUGAUUCGAUCAUCAUCUUUAACUCUUCCUCGUUGGAGCGUCACUUCCAGCCUUCUAGGAAACGACAGCAGUAGUCGUUCAGUUUGGGAUGUCUCAAAGGAACCUUAUAAAAAGGAAAGGGUACAGCAGUUGUUGGAUAAGAGAGGCUGGAGCGUUGUCAGUUUUCGCCACUGGAGAAGUUUAGGUCACCAGAUGCAAGACUUAAAAGUGCCAGAGGAAAAAUCUGCCAGCGUCAAGAGCAUCCAGACCGGCCGAUCUGAUGUCCCCUCAACCGUCGAAGGAAGUGUGUGUGCUUCCCCUACACUACUCAAGGAUCAUUUUGAAAUUACUAGCGCAAGUCUUCGGUGAUGAACACCAAUUUUGAAAAAGAAGAUGAAGAUGAACAGUGCGUGUUGACACCACCACCUCAACCAGAUUUCGAAAACGACCAAGAAGAAGCAGCAGCCCUCCAGCCCAUUCGCCGCGCAAUUCAUCAGUUUUAAAAGUAUUUGACGAUCAAGAGAACCAAGAUUUGCCCGCUGCUUCGCCGAUUUUGAAAGAAAAUUCCGCGAUCGAAGAGGAGACGGACAACUUCCACACUCCAACGGAAAGCGAGAUUAAAUCCAAAUAAGCGAGAUUCAGUCUUGGAUCUGUUGCCAUUUUACUUUUAGCAACAUGCUUGGGCUUGUCUUUCUCUGACGAUGAUAAAACAGGUUGAAUUGACACAUUCGCACCACUAUUGGAAGGGGAUGUUUUUCUCUCUGGAGUAAAUUGUAUCAUCCAUUAAGACUUACGCUUAGUUAACUUAGGAAUAGUGCCUGCAGUGUCUAGAGCUUUCUGUGACGAUGAUGGAAACAGUUUGAAUUGACCUGGGUACUUGGAACUGGUGCCAUUUUACUUGAAGCCACACUUCUCCUUACCAAGCCACGUACUCCUUUAGCCAAGUUGGCUCUUUUAAGACUUGUUUUAGUUUGCACAAAAGGUAAAAUUCGUUGGUAUGGUCUUGAUCCAUUUGUUUUCACUUCAUAUUGUGCAUAUUGUGUAGCCUAUCCCUGCUGAAAUUUUUUUAUUUGUGUUGGGUAUUUUGUGUUUUACUGUACUUGUUGUAGCGUCAUUUGGCUUUAUAAAUUUAAUACGACUUAUUUUCACCGGCA